UUCAAGCCCAAAAAAAUCGUGGACAGCUGCCGGCCGAUGACCGGCAGCGACGGACAUCGACCAGAGCUGCUAAGAAACCGUCAAUGAACGAGCAAUGGAAAACGCUUCCAUCCUUCUCUUUAGAAAACAAUACGAUCUUUUCUCAUAGUUGACUAUAAUGGAAAACGCUCUCGCAUGAUAGAAGCGGGCCAUUUCUUCUUCGCCACCCUCCGCUUUCCGCAUCUCAAAAGAGGCGCAGGAGACGAAGAUCUGAAAACCCUAGCUUUCCUCACCGGCCAUGUCAUCGAGGACUCUUCCUUACUCGAGCAAGGAUGUUGAUUACGACAACGCAAAGUUCCGAUACCGAUCGCCCUUCAAGGUUGCGACACAAGCUUUCAGUACUAAUAGCAUCAGACAUGACUGUGGAAGAUGUGGUGUGGGGAAGUUUUUAAUGCUAUUGAUGAUUGGCGGUUUAACUUAUUUAAUGGUUAUUCACAAAAGCCCUGGUCAGUUGGCUUCCCGUGAACUUAUUCAGGAUACCACCGUAGGGGAUGUACAUCAUGUAAAGGAAAGAAUUGGUAAAAUUGGAAGAUUUUUGCGGAAGCCCCCAAGACUUCCACCACAGCUUUCACCUGAUGACAUUAGAAACUCAAGUUUGAAUCUCAAUCAUAAUAAGCAAUAUGAUAAGUCUGAAUCAAAGUUCAGGCAAAAUAAGGUUAAAGAAGCAUUUGUACAUGCGUGGUCUGGCUAUAGACAAUAUGCCUUUGGCUAUGACGAGCUGAUGCCCUUGAGUCAAAAAGGUGUUGAUGGCCUUGGGGGCCUUGGUGCUACUAUUAUUGAUUCCCUUGACACAGCUAUGAUAAUGGGACUUGAUGAAAUUGUUUCAGAAGCAGGUACUUGGAUAGAAAAGCACCUUAUGGAAAGAAUUAACACGAAGGGGCAUGUAAAUUUGUUUGAGACUACAAUACGUAUCUUAGGUGGUCUUCUUAGUGCUUAUCAUUUGGGUGGAGGUGAGCAUGGUACUUUAAGUGAUAGUGGGAUCUCUGUCAAACUGAAAGGAGUGAAGUCUGAGGUUUUCUUAGACGCAGCAAAGAAUUUGGCUGACCAUCUAUUGCUAGCUUUUACUUCAAGUCCAACAUCAAUUCCUUUUAGUGACGUUGUAUUGAAUGAAAGAUCUGCUCAUGCUGCUCCUGAUGGCUUAAGCAGUACUUCAGAAGUUUCAACGGUGCAACUCGAAUUUAACUAUCUCAGUAAACUUUCUGGUGAUCCUAGGUAUGGUUUGGUGGCAAUGAAAGUGUUGGAGCACUUCAAAACACUUCCUAAAGUUGAAGGGCUUGUACCCAUCUACAUUAGUCCUUACUCUGGCCAGUUCAGUGGUGAGAACAUUAGACUGGGUUCUCGUGGUGAUAGUUACUAUGAAUACUUGAUUAAAGUUUGGAUUCAGCAAAAGAAUAGCCGUAACAAUCACCUGAAGUAUUUAUAUGACAUGUAUAUGGAAGCUAUGAAAGGUGUCAAGCACCUUCUUGUUCGUAAUUCUACACCUAAAGGAUUGGUUUUUAUUGGAGAGCUGCCUUAUGGAUCCAAGGGUUCCUUCAGUCCAAAAAUGGAUCACCUGGCGUGCUUUCUUCCAGGUACCCUUGCUCUAGGUGCAACCAAGGGUCUUACAAAGAGAAAAGCAGUAGAACUCAGUCUGCUGACCGCUGAAGAUUUGGAAAAUUUAUCUCUUGCUGAGGAUCUGGCUAAGACCUGCUUUGAAAUGUAUUCUGUAACUUCAACAGGUCUAGCUCCAGAGAUUGUUUAUUUCAAUAUCGAGGGUAAUUUGGAGCAUGGCCUUGAUGGUGGGAACAAAAGCUCAGAAUACGUAAAUGACAUAGUAAUUAGGCACAAUGAUCGGCACAAUCUUCUGCGCCCUGAAACAUUGGAAUCUUUAUUUGUACUCCAUCGCAUUACUGAAGAUCCUAAAUACAGGGAAUGGGGUUGGCAGAUCUUCCUAGCUUUUGAAAAACAUACCAAGGUGGAUUCUGGUGGUUACAGUUCUCUAAAUGAUGUCACAAGAGUUCCCACCCCCAAAAGAGACAAGAUGGAGACUUUUUUCAUGGGAGAAACGUUGAAGUACUUAUAUUUGUUAUUUGGAGACGAUGAUAUUCUUCCUUUGGAUAAGUUUGUUUUCAAUUCAGAAGCACACCCUUUGCCAGUUAUCUGAUCCGCCUAAUUGUUCUUUAACACAUGCAUCUCUCAAAUUUUUAUCAUUUUUGAGGGAAAAGUGAACAGAAUCCUUCUGCCUUGCAAGCUUGGAGGAAAUCAAACUGGGUCACGGAAAUUAAUGGGCUGUUUGCUUUGUGGAUUAUAGAAAGAAAACGGUGUCUUUCCUCUUUUUUCUUUUUUUCAAUAGGGCCUUAGGAUGCAUAUCUUCAUAAUGUCUUUUGGUCCAUUAGCUGUCUUAUUGUAUUGAUCAUUUUCAACUGAUCUUUAGCCAGACAGGUGGAGUAGAAUUUUCAUUUUCCUUUAAUUUAGAACUUGAGUUAUAUCAAGCAGAGAAGCUAUCAAGUUUAGCGAUUUGAUGAGAGAGAUUGUUGUAUGAUUUUGAAAAAUAAUUGCGGUUGUAACUGAUGAAACCUUCCAGUAAAUUAUUUAAUGUGAAUGCAAAAGUCAUCUAUCUAUUUUUUAUGUUA
Molecule: messenger RNA, 2651 nt
Organism: Dendrobium catenatum
Lineage: Eukaryota; Viridiplantae; Streptophyta; Magnoliopsida; Asparagales; Orchidaceae
Product: mannosyl-oligosaccharide 1,2-alpha-mannosidase MNS3
Exons: 6
Coding region: 278-2182 (634 amino acids)
Biological process (GO): N-glycan processing; carbohydrate metabolic process
Cellular component (GO): endosome; membrane; endoplasmic reticulum
Molecular function (GO): calcium ion binding; mannosyl-oligosaccharide 1,2-alpha-mannosidase activity
Source: RefSeq, a predicted model, not a curated record